Girardinichthys multiradiatus is the source of this 2094-nucleotide messenger RNA. RefSeq names its product matrilin 3a (gene matn3a). The transcript has 7 exons. The record is from RefSeq and is a predicted model, not a curated record. Bases 95 to 1594 code for a protein of 499 amino acids. NCBI's taxonomy places the organism in Eukaryota, Metazoa, Chordata, Actinopteri, Cyprinodontiformes, Goodeidae.
GUGAGCAAUCCCCUGCAAAGCGGAGCAGGAUCUUCUUGAUACCCCUGACCCUGUGAGGAUACACUGAGACCUGGCUCUGCUAAAUGAUCUAAAGAUGAAGCCCUUCCUCUGGAGCCUCCUGUGUUGUGUUUUGCAACUGUUUUCUGAUGUUGCACAUGCCACGUACCACCUCAGAGCAGGGGAUUCUGAGCUGAUAACCGCACAAAGUUAUGCUCAGACCAGACACAAUGGUCAGCCAAAACUCAGGACGCUGAAUCCAACAAAUCACAGAAGUGAUUACACGUAUAGAGGAAGGUAUCACUACCACUACCAGCCACCCAGGAUCCCUCCACCGGUAGUGUAUCGACCUUUUCCUCUAUCUCCACCAGUGACUUACCACAGACCCCUGGUCCCCAUGCUGCCCUAUCACCACAGGUUCAGUGGGCCAGCCGCACCACAUGUGCGUCACAUAUACAAAGGUUUAUCUCCACCUCAGUCACAUCCCCAACACAGAGUCAAAGGCCCAUGGCUGUACAAACUGAAAGGUCCAUGCCCUACAAAGUCAGCACCACCGGCUCCUAUUGUAGUCCUCCCAACUCUACCAGAACCUACAAUGCAGUCAACGUUCCCAGCAGCAACAGUGGCACCAGUGGCAUUCAUCGUAACCACUGAGUCACCGGUGGAGACCCCUGCUCUUGGGACGCAACCGGUCAGUACCCAAAGCGGCCUCAUCUCCACCAUCAGUCCUGUGGAGACAGAGACACACUCUCAGUGCAGAAGCCGCCCCCUGGACCUGGUCUUCAUCAUUGACAGCUCUCGCAGUGUUCGUCCUGCUGAGUUCGAGAAGGUCAGAAUCUUCCUGGCCAACAUGGUGGACACCCUCGAUGUGGGCUCGGAUGCAACCAGGGUGGCUGUGGUCAACUAUGCCAGUACGGUCAAGAUAGAGUUCUUGCUCAAGAACCAUUUCAACAAACUUGACUUGAAGAAAGCCAUCGCCCGAAUUCAUCCCUUAGCGACAGGCACCAUGACUGGCCUCGCCAUCAAGACAGCAAUGAAAGAAGCCUUCAAUGAGCAGUCUGGAGCUCGGCCUCGCUCCAGGAACAUUUCCAAGGUGGCCAUCAUUGUGACUGAUGGGAGACCUCAAGACCAGGUAGAAGAAGUGUCCGCUGAGGCCCGGGCCUUGGGCAUAGAGAUCUAUGCUGUAGGUGUGGACCGUGCAGACAUGCGCUCCCUACAACUGAUGGCCAGUCUCCCUUUGGAGGACCAUGUCUUCUACGUGGAGACCUAUGGGGUUAUCGAGAAGCUCACCUCCAAGUUCAGGAAAACCCUGUGCGGUCUGGACCCUUGUGCCAUGGGACAUGACUGCGAGCACAUUUGCAUCAACAGCAAUGCCUCAUAUUACUGCAAGUGCCGGAACAGUUAUGUCUUGAAUGCAGACAAGAAAACAUGUUCUCUGAAAGAGGUGAGGGCGGAGGUGGUGGAGGAUCCCUGCAAAUGCGAGGCCAGGCUGGCUUUCCAGAAGCAGACACAGGCGGCCAUCCAACAGCUCACAGCCACGCUAGCUGACAUAUCUGGGAGAAUAGGGCAUCUGGAGAGCAUGUUGGGCCGUGCAUGAACCUUCACAUGCUGAAGCAGACAACUUCUGUGGGUUACUGCGUUCAUGGGCAUGAUCUUCCUGUCAUCUGCAACCUCUUCAGUACAGAUUUCAUCCAGAGUGACUAAGGCUGUGAUUUACAAUUCAGCGAUUUGCAGUUUACACUUAAUGCAUCACAUCUGAUGUUAAAAUCUGUUGUUUAUGGAACUAAUAUUAAGCUUUAUAGUCAUUGUUUAGUCCAACUAAAGAGCUUAUGAUUUUCACUGUUUUUGUUCAAACAUACUGUAUGUAUACAGUGCACUUUAUGCUUACUCAGUAAAUAAUUAAAUAUUUUUAAUUAAAUUUCUUUGGUAACUGAAGAAAAGUUAGCGAUUAUCGAUGUUAAAAUUGCAUUAAUUUAGAUUUAUAUGUAAAAAAUAACCAAACAUGUAGGUUUCAUAUAUUUUAAUGUUAUGAGGGGACAUGAUUGCCAAAAUAUAUAUGUAAAUGUAACAGACAGAAAAUAAACAUGAUAAAAAAUA